This is a messenger RNA of Nylanderia fulva, 1761 nucleotides long. The record is from RefSeq and is a predicted model, not a curated record. Lineage: Eukaryota; Metazoa; Arthropoda; Insecta; Hymenoptera; Formicidae.
AGUUAAACCAUGAUUAUAGAGCUCAAGCUCAAUGUCAAUGCUCCGGAUUCUGAUAAGCUUAACCCAGCUUAACUGUAUUUUCGAAGUAAAUUCAAUAGUAAAGAAUUUGUUUCGUUUUGCACCUUUUUGGAUACGUUUCACAGAUCAUAUUUAUUGUUAAAAUAAAUUCCAGAUUAUGAUACGAAAUGGUAAUUUUAUUAAAAAGUUGCAUUCGUUAUUUUAGUUUCAUUCACCGGUAACGCCCUAAUAUUCGCAGAUAUGAAUCACUUCGUGAAAUGAUAUGAAACAACAAUUUAAGAAAGAAAAGAGACAUUAUUUGGAGAAAUAAUAUAUUACAAAAUGGACAGCAAGGGAAGAAAGAUUAUAGUUUGCGAUAAUGGUACCGGGUUUGUCAAAUGUGGAUAUGCUGGUGCUAAUUUUCCGGCUCACAUAUUUCCAUCUAUCGUUGGACGACCUAUAAUCAGAGCUGUUAAUAAAAUUGGUGAUAUUGAUGUGAAGGAUGUGCUUAAUAUGCCUAAUUUAAUGGUUGGUGAUGAAGCGAGUAAACUUCGUUCUAUGUUGGAGAUAAGUUAUCCCAUGCAAAAUGGAAUUGUUAGAAAUUGGGAAGAUAUGUGUCAUGUGUGGGAUUAUACGUUUGGCAAGGAGAAAAUGAAUAUUAAUCCUAAAGAAUGCAAAAUUUUAUUAACUGAGCCACCGAUGAAUCCUAUCACAAAUCGUGAAAAAAUGAUUGAGGUAAUGUUUGAAAAGUAUGGUUUCGCUGGGACAUAUAUUGCGAUUCAGGCAGUAUUGACAUUAUAUGCUCAAGGACUGAUUAGUGGUGUCGUGGUAGACUCUGGUGAUGGUGUCACGCAUAUUUGCCCUGUGUUCGAGGAAUACGCUUUGCCACAUUUGACCAGACGACUAGAUAUAGCCGGACGUGACAUUACAAUGUAUCUAAUUAAAUUGCUACUGUUACGCGGCUACGCAUUUAAUCAUUCGGCUGACUUUGAGACAGUUAGAAUGUUAAAAGAGAAAUUAUGUUACAUCGGUUACAAUAUAGAAACUGAAGAAAAGCUAGCUCUGGAAACCACCGUGUUGGUAGAAUCAUAUACUCUUCCUGAUGGACGUGUAAUAAAAGUAGGUGGUGAGAGAUUCGCAGCACCGGAAGCGCUCUUCCAACCACAUUUAAUUAAUGUCGAAGCACAAGGUAUAGCCGAGUUAGUGUUUAGUACAAUUCAAGCAGCUGACAUCGAUAUCAGAAGCGAGCUGUACAAGCACAUUGUUCUAAGUGGAGGUAGUACAAUGUAUCCAGGACUUCCAUCGAGACUUGAAAGAGAAAUUAAACAACUUUAUCUGCAAAGAGUAUUAAAAAAUGAUACAACUAAGUUAAAUAAAUUUAAAAUAAAAAUUGAAGACUCACCUCGACGUAAAGACAUGGUUUUCAUGGGUGGUGCUGUGCUAGCAGAAAUAACAAAAGAUCGAGAUUCUGUGUGGAUAACACGGGAAGAAUAUGAAGAAAAGGGUCUCAGUGUAUUAAAGAAAUUAGGUUCCUACGAAUCAUAAAGAAAGUCCUUUAAUAUAGACUCCAAUGAAACAUUGGAUAUAUACAAGGUGUAUCUUUAUAUUUGCUCAUUUUGAUGAGUAAAAUGUGCUCCUAAAGUAGCAGCUCACAUUUAAAAUAUGCUUUGUAUAUGUAUUAAGCAUUUAUAACUAGAUUAUAUUUCAAACAGUAUUAAAUUUAAAUAUUUUGUUAAACAAGAAAUAAGAUCACAUUUAAUAUAC